AAGUGUACCAUGAUGUUGGUGAUUAUUUUCAGAAAAUGAGGAAUAUGAGUCGGAAUAUCCUUAUUGUUUAGAAAAAAUUUAUGGUUUCUAAACUCAAGCAUAUUCUACACGUCUCUCUAUAUAGACUGGUUCUCCCUUAUAAACUUUUCACAGAGAGAAAGAAAGCUCAAGUCCUAAGAAGUGGGCAUUACUCUUGACUUCAAGGAGAAAGAAUCCCCUUGACUCACAUAUAUAUCUAGAGAGAGAGAGAGUGAGAGGAUGAAGAAGAACACAGCAUCAUCUAGAUCUUGCAGCCCUCAAAAAGAGUGUGUAUCAUGGGUACUAAAAUAUUUUGGUGAUUGUCUGUGCAACUCUAGAGAUUCGAUUUCCUUUGCAUUUGGAUUGGUGAGCCUUGUGUGCUGGGGAGUUGCAGAGGUGCCUCAGAUUGUCACCAAUUGCUCAACCAAGGCCACAGAUGGUGUCUCCCUGGCCUUCCUUUUGACUUGGGUUGUUGGGGAUGUUUUCAACCUGGUGGGCUGUCUUCUUGAGCCUGCUACACUACCAACCCAGUUCUAUACAGCCCUGUUGUAUACGGCCACUACAAUCGUAUUAGUUUUGCAGACAAUUUACUAUGAGUAUUUCCUUAAGUGGUUGAAACACCACAAAAUCGAGCAUCAUGUCCCAUCAGAGGUUGAACCUUUGAACUCGAAGGGCAAUCCUCCAAGCACGCCCAUACCUAUGGCUGGUGCAAGAAUGCAUGAUACAACAUCUCAUGGGAUGAAUUUGUAUAUUUUCUCUGCAAGAUCUUUAGCCUUUACCCGAACACCACCACCACAUGACUCUUUUCUUAGGGUUACAAAGAGUGUUCCUCCUGUUGCUCCUUCAUAUUCCUCCUCUUCUGAGGAUGAUGACCAUGAACGAGCCCAUGCUAAACCAGCUAGUGCUCCAAAGAGAAUGUUAAAUGCGGUGGGUUAUGGAACUUUCAUUGCGAGUGGACUUACCCUACCCAUCAAAGGGGAUGCAGUUCCAAUUCCAAGGAGACUAUUACAGGAACAUGGAGAAUCGAGGAAGGUGUACGGCAUGUGGUUGGGGUGGAUGAUGGCUGCCAUCUACAUGGGAGGCCGACUUCCUCAAAUAUAUUUAAAUAUGAAACGAGGAAGCGUGGAGGGUUUAAAUCCCCUUAUGUUUGUCUUCGCCUUGAUCGCCAAUGCAACAUAUGUGGGCAGGAUUUGCAGUAUUCUUUUCAGAAGCACGGAGUGGGACAUGAUCAAAGCAAACAUGCCAUGGCUACUAGAUGCCAUUGUGUGUGUGGCACUUGAUCUCUUUAUAAUCAUGCAAUUUGUGUACUACAAAUUCACCUCGAGGAGAAGAAUACACCAUGAAGAAGGUGACUUUGGAGCUUACUCAAAAGACUAAAUAGAGUUUAUUGCAUUCUCUCUCUCUCUCUAAGGACAAAGUAGCCUAUGCAUUUUCACUGUCAUGUCUAUAAUAAGCAGUUGCUUUUGGGCAAUUUUAAUUCUUGCAAGAGUAUGCACUUUGAGGACUACUUUAAUUGUUGUAGGAGAGUAUUUCAUUGUAUCUUAAUUUCAUGAAUGUAAUUGUACUUGAUAUGAA
Messenger RNA from Amborella trichopoda, 1593 nucleotides. Its product is annotated as PQ-loop repeat family protein / transmembrane family protein. Lineage: Eukaryota; Viridiplantae; Streptophyta; Magnoliopsida; Amborellales; Amborellaceae. The record is from RefSeq and is a predicted model, not a curated record. Gene Ontology annotation, cellular component: membrane.